CUGCGCAUGCAUGGUGGCAUGUGCGCAUGUUGUUGCUGCCGUUGGAUCUCCGUCCAUGGACGGCUGGCGGUUGUCGCUGUAGGCGCUGGAGAUUCUCCCUACCAGCCCUAGCUUGCCACGUAGUAGUACCACCCUGCAAGCACCAUUCUGCUGGCAUCGUACGACCCUGUACUCGUUCUGACACCUGCGUGUUGGGCCGUCUUCAUCGAUUCGCAUUGGGCUGUGUGUGGGCUGUGCGGCCCGUGCUAGUCCAUUUUCUACACGGUGUGUGGAGAAGAAAGAAUUGCCAACUCUCCACCUUUAGUUGUAGUAGUACUGCAGCUGUAGGGAGUCGCAGUGUAUGCUGCGUCUAUAUAAUCAUCGUCCCCUUCCCCCUGCGUACCGAUAUCGUUCACCACACUUCCUCUUGGCCCCCCCUUUCUAAUUUAGUUCUUGUAGUUUCUUUGCUAGAUCCUUCCUAGCCCCCGUAUGGCUCCUUCUUCAGUGCGCGCGCGUGCCGACGCUGACGACGACAAUGCUGUGCUCACAAGGUCAGCUCGUGCGAAAAAGGGCAAGACGGAAUCGCAGGCCACUUCCUCCAUCAGCGUGCCUCUGUUCAAGAACCUUCAUCCUCCAAAGGAGGACGACAUCAUCGUCGAUUCUGCCAUCGCGCUGCGUUCCUUCUUCCGCGUAGUGGACUCCAUCCCAGCGGAUAACCUGCUGCGUCUGCACUUCGGCACCGCUCCCAAGAUUUGUGGCAAGCUGUUCAUGGCCACAGCCGCGCUGAUGACUCUUCUUGGUCACAACCGCUACGACAUAUCUGAGAGCCCCGCCGGGGUGAUGUAUGUCUCAACCCGCAGCGUGGACGACGCCGUCAUGCUUGAGUCUCAGGUGUAUUCGGCAUUCGGCGCUGUGCUCUCGUGUCUGAAAGGAGCAAACACUCCUCGUUAGCUCUCGUGGUCUGCCUCUACUCCUCGUCAUGCCUGGCUCUAUUGAUAUCUCGUUGUCUCUAGCGUCGGGCCAAGUUGCGAGCGGCGGCCCUUGUCCGCAGAAUGGUGUACCAGGUGCUAUUGCUGGCUCUUCAGAUCCGCGACACGAUGAUGCUACUGCUGCUUCAAAUAGUUUUCUGCUUGGGCUGGAGUCCAUGAGGGCUGAGAUUAAGGAGGCCGUGAGAUGCUCUCAAUCUGCAAACGAUGCCUGGCUCGAGACUCGCCGUGAUGUAGCUGAUCUAUCAGUUUUUCUGAAUAACCAGCAUCACCACCGCGAGCCGACCACUCAGGACUACUUGGCUGCUCUCCGUCUUGCUCCAGAUGCUUUUGCUGCCAUCAAAUGGCCAAUAACAAGUGUGAAAGAAUUCAAAGUUGCUGUCUUGGCUGCUCUUGAUGCUCGGGGUGUAGCUGUAGACGAGUUGGUUGCUCUUGGUAUGCUGACUGCUCCAUGUUUAACCGCGCACCCUCGUGCUAAGUCCUCUGGUAAGAGGAAAGCUCCUGAUGAGCCGACUGAAGCUUCCAGCCAUGGCGUACUGCUAACGCGCAAGGCCAACAAGCUUGCUGCAUUGAUUGUCGACGGUGUCACAAACAACCGUCUCCUUGACAGGUGCUGGGUGGAGCUGCAAGGGAACCCCGUUGUGUAUGUCACCGGGAUAGUUCUCAAGCUGAUUCUUACUGGGGAAGCUGAUCUCGACGUAUCUUUCUGCGAUGCUGCAUCACGUAUGAUGAACAGGAUUGAGGCUGUUAAGUUCGCUUGUGGCCACACUGAAGCUCCUCGCUGUUUCAUGCCACCUACAUUCGUGCAUCGUGUUUUGUCCAGGAUUCAGUCUGACGUGGCUCUGGUGGACAUUUUGGCCAAUUCAACCAUAGAGUUCAACGUCCGUGCUUGCAUGGAGUUCGUUGCUGUUGUUCCUGCUGGCAAUGGUUGGGCUUGCUAUGCUUGGGGUUUUAGCAAACGUAACUUCACACUGAUUGAUCCCUUGGCUCACGGCAUGACUGUCCAAGAGGUGAAGAACAAGCACAGGGCUACGUACGAGGCAUUGUUCCACAAGCUUACUGUGCAUGCCAUCCCUGCCAUCAGAGAUGCUCCCUGGACUGAGGUUAUUCACACUGAUGUUGGCGGCAGCUGCCCCAGGAACUCGACAGGGAUAUACUCGGUCUUGGCGGCUAAGAUUGUUGAUUGCAAUACUGGUGAAAUCGCCCUCGACCAUUUUGACAUGGCGCAGUGCACCAGGAACAUAGUCUACAGUGUGGUUGACCUGGAUGACAAUAAGACGAAAAUUCCGGAUAUCUCCAGCCUCUACGGCGCCACCAAACUGCCCGUGCCUCUUAGUCUGGUCCGUAAGUGAUGGAAUUAUGCAACCUGCCAUCAGCUUUUGAAACGGUGGCCCUUAAUGUUUGAUACAUUGAUGCCCAUCGUUUCACAUUUUGGGAAAAAACCUGCUCGGUCGACUGAUGUAAUGCUUUAAGUUUGGCAAGCUGCUAUGCUGCGUUCUGUUAGAACUUAUGUCGAAUUGUUAAACUAAUGUGUUUGUUUCCGUAUUAUGAUGUGUUAUUUGCA
Molecule: messenger RNA, 2529 nt
Organism: Lolium perenne
Lineage: Eukaryota; Viridiplantae; Streptophyta; Magnoliopsida; Poales; Poaceae
Source: RefSeq, a predicted model, not a curated record